This is a messenger RNA of Lutra lutra (Eurasian river otter), 3484 nucleotides long. RefSeq names its product dapper homolog 3-like. Lineage: Eukaryota; Metazoa; Chordata; Mammalia; Carnivora; Mustelidae. The coding region runs from base 237 to 1052 and encodes 271 amino acids. The transcript is spliced from 2 exons. The record is from RefSeq and is a predicted model, not a curated record.
CCGGAGCUUGGGGCCACACCUGCCUGCCUCAGAAGCCGCCUUCCAGCGACCUGUGCCCGCACCAGAACAGCUGGCAGUCCCUGUCGUCCUCCUCUGUCCUGCCCGCUGCUUGCUCCGUGUCCCUCAAGCACAGCUCCCCGUGGGUCGGGGUUUUGACGGCGGGAAAUCAGGGAAGGAAGUUGAGAGGGCAGAGGGGGUCCGGGGCAGAGUGUGGGCUCUGCCUCAGGGUGGGAUCCAUGCGGCCCCCAGACUCUGCCGCGGGGGUCGCGGCUGCUGAGUCCCGUGUUCACCGCCCGCCGCCAGGCUGCAGGUCCCGCCCUCCUCGUCCCGUCACCGCAGCUCGGCGCUCCCCCUUCCCUGCGGAGCCGGUGCAGCUCUGGGACGCCGGGUCCGCUGCGCCAGGCCCGGAAGCCUCGCGCUUGCGUCUGGAGGGACGACCCUCCCCCAGGACACCUCCUUCCUUUCUGCCCCAGGGCGCGGGUGGGCUGGACGCCUGCCGCUCAGGAGCACAGCGGCCGUGUGUCCGCGCACGUGUGGUCCGCGCUGCGGUCGCUGGGCGGUCGGAGCGUCUGCGGCCAGAGGCGGCACGAACCCCCGCGCGUGUCCAGAGCCCGCGGCGGCUGCGGAAGCUGGCCCUGCACCUGCAGCCUCCGCCGGCAGGGGGCGGGUGGGCGGGGCCCGGGGCCGCCACAGCGCUUGCGCACCUCGCCCGCUCUCUAGGGGGCGCUUCUCCCGCGGCCCGCGCAGGACUUGGCUCCCUCGGGGGCCGGGCUACUCGUGCGCAUGCGUCCCGGGCUCGCCGCAGACUGGACGCGAGGGCCUACCUCAGGCCCCACCCGAGCGCUGCCGGCUCCGGCCCGACGGCUUCUUCCCGGGGCGGACGGGCGGCCCCGAAGCUGCGGGGCCUGGAGCCCCGGCGGCCUGAGAGCCCCGGGGUGGGGGCGGGCCAGGGCCGGUGCAGCCCCCCGCCGCGGCCCACACCGGCACGGGGCAGGGCGCGCUUCUGUGUCCUUCCGCGUCCCGCAGGCCCGCCCGUCCCCCGGCCCAGCUGAGGAGCAGAGGGCGCCGGCCGCCCGGAACCCCUGGGCUCCUGCUCCGCAGAGCCGGCGGUCUCGGGGGACCCGGACCCCCCCCCCCCCCCACUGACCACACUGUCCCCAGCGGUGGGGCGAGGUCCUGGCUUUAGAGCCGCCGCAGUCACUGUCUCCGCGGCCCCAGCUCGCGCGGGGAGGGAGAGGCCGAGGUCCGGUUCCGCGGCCGGGGCGGGGGGGGGGGGGGGGGAGAGGCGCUGGGCCCGGCCGCGGCCCUCGGCGGGUCCCGAAGAACAGAGGGAAGCGAAACGCGCGACACCGCGGCCUCGUGCGCCCCACAGAGUCCCGGGACCGUCGCGCUGCCGGGCGGCGCAGGUGGCACUCCUGGGACUGGGUGCGGCUCUCCUGGACGACACGGGGCCCCGAGGACAGCAGUGUGUGCGCGAGCGCGUGCUCUCGGCGGCUCGGCCGCGUCCAUUCCAAGUUAGACGUUUAGCCCGGAUUUUGGCCGAUUGCAGGACUGGGUGGGCAGGAGGACGGCGGUGCUGACUCCGAGCCUGACUGCGGCUGGGCUGGGCCUUCCGGGGCAUUAGCUGGGCUGGUUGCGACGGCCGUGCGGGAGAGGGAGGGAGGGUCCCUGAGGUCCAGGUGGUGGCGGGGGCAGCCCCGGGGUGUCCAGCCCGCCUUCUGUGCGUGUGUGGGUGUUUAUAAAGUCCCCACCGGCAUUGUAAAGUCCACGUCUGUGCGCUGUGGACUCACGAUCACCCACAAAUAAAUCUUUCUGGUGAUGGUCGUGCUGUUCAGUGAUCUCUGUUCCCAUCAGGAGCUCCCGGUUAAGUACACGAAGCUGCUCCGCCGGCACAGCCCGCCCGCUGAACACGACCCCCUGCCAAGGAAUGAGCCUGUGGGACCUGACCCGACAGUCGAGGCCCAGGUCUCCUCUCCCAUCUGCGCUGUGCCCUGGGGGCUGGCUUGUGAGCCCUGCCGGAGGGCAGGGGUGUCAGGGAGGGUGGGGUUUCCUUUCCCCGGUCCCUCCAGGCCAGAGUCUGAGAACAGGCUUCAGCCACUGAUCCCUGUCACUGCCUCUCCUGGGUCCUUCAGCCCUGCGUCGGGCCGGCACUGGUCACACUGGCCAGGCAGGUACAGCGCUCCCUCCCGUGAUUCACCCACACCUUCGCGACUAAGUCCGCAGGCAGUCUCCGGAGCACCAGGCUCCUCGCCUGCCAGAGAGGCACAGGGGAGUGGGACCAAACGGGGGAAUCGCUUUGUGUCCAAAAGGCCUCACGCUUCAUGUCAAACCCGCUGCGGACUCUCUCAGGCCCCUUCGUCGGCCCCCAAGGCCCUCCUGGUGGACGACUGUGUGUGGCUGCCAUGGUUUAGAGCGACGCGGGCGCAUGCACCGUGCUGGGGGCAGGGAGGGGACAGGUCGAGCUAGGUGGGCCCAGCUGCUUCCUCCUGGAGGCUCCGGGGAGAACCUACCCUCUGCCGUUUCCAGUUUCCAGACAGGCCUGCACUCCCGGCGCGUGCCCCCCACAUCACAGCCGGCAGUAUGGCCCCCCAGUCCCUCUUCUAAGGACCCCAAAGUGACAUUGGGCCCCCCAGAGAGCCCGGGGUCAUCGCUUCAACUCAAGACCCUUAGCUUAAUCACACCUGGAACGUCCCCUUGCCAAGUAAGUUAACAUCCACAGGUUCGGGCCCAUCCUUGGCGGGAACCAGGUCAGCCCUCCACGUCCUAUGAAAGAGAUAGGGGCGAGGUUACCUGGGUCUUCACCCAGUCACCCGUCUCUCUGAGGCUCUGCACGGAAGGUCUAGCAUAAGACCGCUCACAGCUGGGAAAUCUCAGCCAUCGAGAGGAUUCCUGGUUCUGGCUACCCCUGGGGGGUGGGAAGACUGGCCUCAAGUCCAGGCCUCACCCUGGAGCUUUCCAGACCGGGUUCCUGGAGAAGAGCCUAGGCCCCACCCUUGAGCUACAGUAGUAUGAAAGGGGUGCCAUCCCGGGCUGGCAGGUGAGACAGAAAAAGGGACAAGGCAGGGAGAGGGAAAGAAGAUGCAUGGGGGGUGUGGCCCGGCGGCCUGCUGGGCUUCCAAGUCUCCCAUCUCUGCCAUCUCCAACCGGUCAAAGUCCACCUCCCAGGGGGGCGGACACCCUGGGCUCUGGAGGCGCGGGUCCCACGGGUUUGGACGUCGCUGCCAGAGCUGCCACAGCAGAGGCCAGGGUGGGUCAGGAUGGACAGGAGGGAGGCCCGGGGCCUGCAGAGGUGAACAGGAUACGGUACAGUGACAGGAAGCCCUGAACCAGGUGAGGGUCCCCCUCCUCCAUCUUCUGGUCACUUGUCAACCACCUCCCAGGUGUCAACCACUGUCGACUGCUCGUGGUCACUGUGCAGUGGGAGCGCCAGCUGCAAGGACGUGUGCCUUUGUAGUCCCGAGAGGUCACCAGUCCCCACACAGGG